Ectocarpus sp. CCAP 1310/34 is the source of this 1373-nucleotide messenger RNA. The record is from the annotation of a GenBank genome assembly. Lineage: Eukaryota; Phaeophyceae; Ectocarpales; Ectocarpaceae.
GCUCGAGAGGCACGCGUGCUCGUCGGACGACGCUUGCACCAAACGGGGGCCAGGUUUGUGUUUGUGUUUGUGUUUGUGUUUGUGUGGGUGUGUGGAGGAAAGGAUCGGCAGCAGCAGCAGUAGCAGCAGCAGCAGUGGUGGGGGUCGCAGCAGCAGCAGCCUCGUGGCGUGGAUACGGUCUCAUUUGGUGAGGCGGGAUUCGUGGUAUCCGGGAGAGUGGAGCAACUCGUCAGAUCUUCGGUCAGCUCGUCGCAUUCGCUCCAGCCGCCUCAACAGCAAGGUAGACUACGAGUUCUCGUUCAUUUGCGCGGCUACAGCAGCAGUAGCAGCGCUCGCGGGGGAUAGGGGUCAUCGCGAGAGUGUCGUGGCAGCAGCGGAACGAGCAACGAGGUUCGUCGAGGUGGUCGGCUGACGUCGGAGCUCGAGAGGCACGCGUGCUCGUCGGACGACGCUUGCACCAAACGGGAGCCAGGUUUGUGUUAUUUAUGGUCCGGUUUUCGUUUCAGGAAAGGAACAACCGCACGUCGUCGGGGCAGGACGCGCGCGCCCACGCUCCAUCGGUUGGGGCCCCACGACGUUUGCCGGGCUCUCGGUCGCAGGGACGCGGCAUCGCAAUGACUAUGCCGGCUUGGCUGGUCGCACGGGGACUAGGCGGUACCAGUACCAAUAGCCAGUUCGGCGGGCUGCAGCGGCACGCCGUAUCCGCGUCAAGCGGAAGCGUGAGGAGCGGCAGCGGGCGGCGAGGUGGCGAGGCGGGGGCGAACAGCCCCUCCUGUUUGCGGGGCUUGGUUAUGGCACCCGCCGAGAGGUCUUUACCUCCAAGCUCUCAAUCGGCGGGGAGGGGCCUGCAUCGGACUGUCCCGGCGUGGCAGCUUGCCGGACGUGCAAACAACGGAAGCUGCGCCACCGAGAGGUCUUUGCCUCAGGGCUCUCAGUCGGCAGGGCGGGGCCUGCAUCGAACUGUUCCAGCGUGGCAGCUUGCCACGCGAGAGGACGACGGAUGUCGAGCACUUUGCCGGGUGGGGGGGUUGCAACAGGAGUCGGCAUUAGAGACGGCCGAUAGGGCCGGAAACGUCGGCAGGGGCACAGCAGGGGAAGACACAGGGGCUUCUACGCGACAGUUGGCCAGCGGACCACACAUGUCGAGCGCAUCCCCGCCGCGCAUGACAGGAUCAAGCCGACGACGCUCAGGGUCCUCCGGGUAUCCUCCGGAGGAGGAGGAGGUCAGCGUCGCUCGAUGGGGGUGUUCCGGACCGACCUCAGCAGCGGCCUCGAGUGUCCUUUUCUCCGAGCACGCGUAUUUCGCCGCAGCGGCCUCGACACGGAAUUGCUUUGGGUCGCCGAAAUGCUUCUCAUCGGCCGGCGGGCGGUGA